GGUCUUCUUCCAUUCCCUCGCCUUUGAGAACCGGUUCAACAACCCUAAGACUCUUCCCACCAACCCCACCUCACCUCCCUAACUUAACAUGUCCACUGCAUCCAAAGGUACUUGCCUCAUAACCGGAUCCGCACAAGGAAUAGGAAAAGCCAUCGCCUUACGUCUAGCCAAGGAUGGAUUUGACGUCGCUCUCAACGACAUCGUAUCGAAAGAAGCUCUACUGAAAAAAUUGGAGAAUGAAAUCCUUGAGUUAGGUACUGGAAGGAAGGCACUUAUUGCUAUGGGCGACGUGUCGAAUGAAUUGGAGGUUCAAGGGAUGGUCGAUAACGUUGUUCGAGUUCUCGGAGGAUUGGACGUCAUGGUAGCUAACGCUGGAAUAUGUCCUGCUUGUCAUAUGACGGAAAUGACCGGCGAAGAAUGGGACAAAGUCUUCUCCAUAAACUCUCGUGGAACUUUCCUCUGCUACAAAUACGCCGCCAUCCAAAUGAUCAAACAAGGUCGUGGCGGAAGAAUCAUAGGUGCAUCCUCUGCCGCAGGUAAACAGGGAAGGAAAUAUUGUAUGGCUUAUAGUGCCACCAAAUUUGCGAUCAGAGGGAUGACUCAGAGCGCUGCUUGGGAACUUGGAAAGCAUGGAAUCACAGUGAACGCUUAUGCACCUGGCGCAAUCGAAACCGAACUGGGUCGUAACCUAGUCGUGGAAGCACAAACCCUCGAUCCUGAGAUAUCCAAGGCAUCCUGGACCAACAACCCCUCCGGUCGUUGGGGCGAACCAGAGGAAGUAGCCGCACUUGUUUCUUUCUUGGCUUCGAAAGAUUCGAACUUCGUAACAGGCCAAACGAUGAGCGUGAACGGUGGAAGGUACUUCGAUUGAAAGUAAUUCAACAAACGACCUUUGUAUUCCUUGUAAAUGUAGAAUUCAUCUCUCGUCUACGUUGAAUUUUGAACACAAACCGCAAGCUCG
Messenger RNA from Marasmius oreades (fairy-ring Marasmius), 961 nucleotides. RefSeq lists its product as uncharacterized. The record is from RefSeq and is a predicted model, not a curated record. Gene Ontology annotation, molecular function: oxidoreductase activity, acting on the CH-OH group of donors, NAD or NADP as acceptor. Lineage: Eukaryota; Fungi; Basidiomycota; Agaricomycetes; Agaricales; Marasmiaceae. The transcript is spliced from 9 exons. Bases 89 to 871 code for a protein of 260 amino acids.